This is a messenger RNA of Styela clava, 1288 nucleotides long. Lineage: Eukaryota; Metazoa; Chordata; Ascidiacea; Stolidobranchia; Styelidae. The record is from RefSeq and is a predicted model, not a curated record.
UUUCUAAUUUUCCAUUAUUUAUUGUUUCUCAGUAUAUCAUAAUGGAUGUUUCAUUGAUAGCAGACGCAACGAAUAACUUGAUAGUAUAUCUGGCAAUAAUCAUAGAGAUUGCUCAUUAUACUCUGGUAAUUUACGGAGUACGGAAUGACUGGGAUGUCAACAAGGCAAGGAAACAGCCAGUUGCCACAUGGUUGAUGUCGAUAGCUUGUUGCUACGGUGGAGGGAUGAUCAUAAGUGUUUGUGUAGGAAAACCUGCUCUGACUCCUCUAUCCAAUAAUCAGUCAGUCCUCAUGAUGACAAUAGUAUGGUGGCACAUCUUCUACUCUCCCAGAGAUGUCAUUUAUAAUUUAUUGUCAUGGAAACCAGCGAUGUUAGUGAUUGUUCUGGGAAAAGAAAUGAUCCGAACAAGAAAAAUUAUAAAAGGAGUGAAACUUGGUCGUGGAGCUUUCCCAGACUCUCUCUUGAUCUGUACUAUUCUUGGAAUGUUUGGAGCCUGCGGAGGGGGGUUUGUCAAAAAUGCUGCAACGUUUGUGAGGAAACAAUGGAAUCAUGAGACCGUGAAAUCUAUUCAUUUGGCGACAGUAACAAAGCUCAGUCUUCUGUUCUCGCUACUUUACAAUCUACAACUUCUAGGAAUCCUGCCGAUCUCAUUCAACACUGUUGUUCUUCUACAACUAACUGUGAUGUUCCUGAUAUCGGCUUCUUCGAAGUUUGGCGUCAACUUUGAUUCGUUCCAUCGAAUUGAGAAGAUAAUCACAAGUUGGGUGAUAGAUUAUUCUGCGUAUGGGGGAGCUGAGGAGGAAAAAUCCCCUCAGAAAAAAGCUGGGGAGGAAAAAUCCCAUGAAAAGAAAAAAGAUUCUUUGAAAAAGAAAGAAUAAGCCCACAGGUUUUCAAAUUUAAUUUACUUCCUGUAAUACAUCGGAUUAUCUGUUUAAUUUAAAUCAGGAUAUUUUUUCCGAUGUUGACACUCGUAUUUCCCUCUUUCAACGUUAAUUUUAACAGUUUUUAUAAUUCUGUACUAAAAAUCCCAACGCAUUGCAUUAAUGCAAUUUAUGAUUGUGUGACUGUAUUAUAAAUAUUAAAUUAUAUAUUAUUAUAACGCAGCUAAAAUUUUAACUUAGUCUUCCCUCUCUCAAUGUUCAUAUUGUUAAUUUAUUUCAUUUUUUAAAACAAAUAUUUUUUUAUUUAAAUGAGUAUAUUACAAUCAAUUGUUUCAAAUACUUUAGUGCAGCGUUUCUCAAACUGUGUUCUGUUCCACAUGCUUUCUGAAAUUGUUCUGCAGAACAGG